AUGGCCGACAUCGCAUGGACCCCAAGAAAAGGCAUCUUGGCAAAAAGAGGUUUGGCGAAAGAGCUCUUCAAUCGUGGUGACUUGCAUGAUCCCCGCAUCUCAUCGCUGCAAAGGGUCCUCAAUAUCAAUAUGUUGGUCCUGCGUCUGGCCGGGUGGUCGACAUCUCAGUCAACGUCAUCAUCGUCGAUUGCAGCCUCGCGAUACUUGUCAUCCAACUUUACCUUCGAUUAUCAACCUCAAGUGGCAUAA
Messenger RNA from Colletotrichum lupini, 249 nucleotides. RefSeq lists its product as uncharacterized. The transcript has 2 exons. NCBI's taxonomy places the organism in Eukaryota, Fungi, Ascomycota, Sordariomycetes, Glomerellales, Glomerellaceae. Bases 1 to 249 code for a protein of 82 amino acids. The record is from RefSeq and is a predicted model, not a curated record.